AUGACUAUAAUUUACUCGUUUAGAUGGGUCAACAAAAAUUCUGGUCUCGUGUACAGAGUUACUGAAGUUCGAACGGUGGGCGACCAAUACAGCCUAAUUAAUUUUCACAAAAUGAACAACAUUCCUAACAAAAAUGGCUAUUUCCUUGACUUAGUUUUUUCCAGUGAUAUUUCUGCCAAAGUAGAACAGUCUUUAGAAACUCUUAUCGUUUGCGACUCAUAUAAUCCAGCGCUAUCCGCCUAUUGCGCAUUUCCUCCUUUUUCACCUAUACUUGAUACCCGACAUUCGUUUCACGAUUUCGGUAGACCUGAUUACCCUAGUAUUCUUGCUGAUCUAAGAUCAACAAUUUGGGUUAGAAAAUUGGCAUCUCCAUCAGCUGAUAAAUCAGCAGUACUACUGCAGAACAAACUUUUAGAAAUUAUCACCGGAUUUGUGCCUUUACGCAUAUUCAUUCGCCCCCCCCCGGUUUUUCACAUAAAAGACCUUCUUACAAUGAAAAAACAAGCACAUCAAAAAUAUAAAACUUUAUGUGGCGCCAAAUAUUAA
Molecule: messenger RNA, 546 nt
Organism: Macrosiphum euphorbiae (potato aphid)
Lineage: Eukaryota; Metazoa; Arthropoda; Insecta; Hemiptera; Aphididae
Source: the annotation of a GenBank genome assembly